CAGCAGCAGCAGCAGCCGGCGGCGCCCGCGCCGCAGGUCCCGGCGCACGGCGCGCGCUCCCCCGCGCUGUUCGAGCGCGCCGCCUCCGAGCCCUGCGAGGACCUGGGCCGGCGCGGGCAUUUCAUCUGCGGCGGCCCAGUCACCAACGUCCCGCCCCCCGCCAUCGGCAAGGCGGCGGCGGUGUACGGCCACAGCCUGGACAGCGCGCAGUUCCGGCCCAUCACGCCGGUGCCGGCGUCGCCCGCGGGGCGCGGGCCCGGCGGCGGCGGGGGCGGCGCGGGCGGCGGC
This is a messenger RNA of Gryllus bimaculatus (two-spotted cricket), 288 nucleotides long. The record is from the annotation of a GenBank genome assembly. Lineage: Eukaryota; Metazoa; Arthropoda; Insecta; Orthoptera; Gryllidae.